Podarcis lilfordi (Lilford's wall lizard) is the source of this 6408-nucleotide messenger RNA. The record is from the annotation of a GenBank genome assembly. Lineage: Eukaryota; Metazoa; Chordata; Lepidosauria; Squamata; Lacertidae.
AUGAACAGGAAGAAGCAGCAGAAGCUCGCCGAGUCUCUGUGCAGAACCGCGAGGCACUGUGAGUGGCAGGCGGGACUUCCCUUCCCCACUCCCGCCAAAAAAAUAAUUUAAAAAAUGGCUGUCCCCGCAGCAUUUGCCCUUACGCUUUUUACACGCGGUCAGUCGUUCAGGCGUCGGAGCGAGGCCACCAGGGAGCCCCGGGUUGACACGCGUGUUCGUGGGUGCGUCCUGUGAGGUAGCUCGCAUGACCUAACCUACCCCACAGGGGUGUUGUUGAGCGGAUAAAGCAGGGCCCCGCUGAGCUCCACAGAGGAAGGCAGCGUAGAAAUGCAAUAAUGAAAGCAUACACGGGGCCCCCAAGGUCCACACAUAGUUUUAGCUGUGUAGGAUAUGGCCCUCAACAUUGGCUGGUAAGCCAAUUUCAGCAACUCCCAAGAAAGGCAGCAUUCAGCAACCCCAAAAUUUCAUUUUCAGGUUGCAAUCCUACCGUGGGUGUUUUCCCAAUUGAUAACUUCUGAGUAGACAUGCACAGGAUUCCACCAUCGAGCUAGAAAUCCAGUGUAUUCCUUUGGUUGCUCAGAGGAGCCCAUGUUUUCCAGUGCCCAUUGUGUGCUGUUCUUUUUAAUUUGUCACCAUAUCUACAUGGGUCUCCUCCCAGGUGAAUGUGCUCUCUUGCUUUUUGAGGUGUGUUCGGUGACAACACAGUGCCCUGUAGGCAGAAUGUCUUGUCUUGCAAGGUUAGAUCUUAUUUCUCUUUCAGCUCAAUUCCCCUGGUCUCUGAAGCCUUUUCUUUUUAAACAAGCUUUCCGUUUUAUGGCUUUUUUAUAUUUUGGCUCUGAGAACCCUAUUUUUAACCCCUAUCUUUAAUGUUUUUUUUUCCCCCUCUAGGAUUGUGUUUGGUAUAUAUUUAGUUUUUUAAGAGGUAUUGUGGGGGUUUUGUUAUGUUUUGUUACCUGCUUUCAAUAUCUCCUUUGGGAAGGAAAGUGGGGUAGAAUUGUUAGUGUGUUUGUGUGUGUAUAAAAAAAUGUUUGUCUGCCACAUUGCAGCUACCCAAGAGAUGUAACUAAAUUUCAAAACCAUGUUAAAGACCAGGUUGUGACUGAACCCAUUUCAAUAAAUGUACUGUUGUUAUGAAGAUAUACAGCACAAUCCUAGACAUGCCUACUCAGAAAGAUCUGCAAUGUCAAAGAGGCCUGAGCAAAUAAAAAGGUCUGUAUCUGAUGCCAAAAGGAUUCCACUCUGGACAAGACUUCCUGGGGAAAGCAUACCAGAACAGGCUAUAAAUAUUGUGGAGAUUUUUCCUUUUUUACCACUUGCUUAUUGCCAUAACUUCUAUUUUAUUUCAUAGUCAAUAAAUUUGAAGUGGAAUGCCUCAUUAAGCUUUUCAACAACUUGGGGGUGGAACCCAGCGACCGGCAUGCUGCUGUUGGUUUGGAUCGUAACUCAUUUCGAAAUAUCCUGCAUGUCACAUUUGGUAUGACAGAUGACAUGAUUAUGGACAGAGGUGAGAUUACAUUCUUGCAAAAUUGUGAUAUAUGUAAAACAUCUAUUAAAAUAGCAUCUCACAUAGUUUUGAAAACAUUUCUAUUCCAGUACCCUAUGGUUAUUCACAACAUCAAUAGGACACAUGAUAAUAAUUCUUCUGGUAUUACAUUAAGUGCUUUACUGUUUGUUACUAAUAACAGCCCAUGAAUACGCAUGAGUAAUAGGUAGGUACUGGGAGUACUGUUUGUGUUUGCCAUUUAUAAUGUGGUUUUUGAGCAACUCAAAAAUGGCACCAAUACAAGUAUUGCUAUACAAGUUGCUAUGUAGCUCGGGGACCACCAUCCUUUUUGGGACAGUGGGGGAACAUUUGGGAGUCUGAGAAGCUAUUGUGGGCACAACAUACACUGCAGUCAUUGAUGCACACAUGCUUCACAUUCACUGCAAUUGUGCAUGCUUGCAUGCUCCACUGCCACUCGCAUGCACAUUCCCCACCCCCACUCCAACAAUUAGGGUUACAAAGAAUAUUCUAACUUAUUUCGAGUCUAGUUUGGCAGGGAGGGAAGAGAGGAGUUGAUCUUUCUGGACAGUGUCUCUCCCGUAAUGGUCUCUUUAGCCACAGCGGGCACUGUAACCUUCCAACAGUUUGACUUUACCUCCAAAGGCACAUUCCUCCAUUGUCUCCUGAGACAGAUGGUUGCCAGCAGCAUAAGGCAUUUAUACCCUGCCCUUUAGCCAACAAAACCAUAAGAGCUAUUUAAAAGAAAUUGGUACUAAGCCAAACCUCACAAUUCAAAAAGAUAUGGCACACAAAGAAAAAGAAAUGGAAGGAUGGAAAUGCAAGCUCAAGAACAAUUGCUUCAAGUUAUAGUUCUUAACUGUUUCUCCAAACAUUAACUUGCAAUAAUUCAGCUUUUUCUAGUUUGCUAAAAAUGUCUGUUCAGAGUAGCAAUCUUUCCCCAAUAUCAGUUUAUUGGCAUAGAAUGGUGAAGACAUUUGCAUUAGACACAUUAUACUAACUCAUUUUGAGCAGUAGUCAGUGUUUGUCUAAGUCCUUGCUCUGUGCAGCAUUGUGUAGCAUGACAAGUACAUUUCUGUUGCUCUAAUGAGGCAAUUUAGAUGAGUAGCAGUUAAAGUGUAAAGUACACUACAUCUGUUAAAAUGUCAUCAGAAGCUAUGGUUACUAAAUUACAUAACUGUGUUUUUAAAACUCCCACUUGGUGACACAGAAUUGUUCCAGCAUUACGACUUGGAUCCAAAUGCUACUUUAGGUUUACAAAGAGGUCACGGGCCCUGUAGGAUUUGUUUUUCUUUUGAACGAAAGACCCCCUCCCCUCCUCUGUAUGCCACAUCAGAAGCUGCUUUUGAAAAACCUCUCCGUUUCAAAUACAAGUAGCUAUAUGAAAGGGGAAGCUGUUUUUUUGAGAGCUACAAAUCUAAAGUUCCUCUGGGUCCAAAGAACUUGUGGAUGAAGAAUUGUUUUGAAAUUUCUAAAGGAGUUCUUGUGUAUUUGAACCAUAUAGUUUGUAAGACACAAAUACAUUGGGUGAGCGAUUACUUUGCUGCAAAUAAUUUACAGUAUUUUGAAAUAUACCAUAACUUUUCUUCUUCUUUCAGUGUUCCGUGCUUUUGAUAAAGACAAUGACAGCUGUGUCAGUGUAACAGAAUGGGUAGAAGGUUUAUCAAUAUUUCUUCGGGGGACACUGGAGGAAAAAAUAAAAUGUAAGGUUUCCGUACCAUUAGCAGGUUUUUACGCUAGUCUUCAAAUCUAAGACAAUUUAAAUGACAAGUGUAUUGCUAAAGUAUGCGAGCAAUUUACUUUUAAAAAUAGGAAUGUUUCAUCACUCAUUUUACUACAUUUUUAUCCUCCCUUUCUUUCAAAGUGCUCAGGUGGCAUAUGUGGUUCAUCAGUCUUGUGCUUUUACUGUUGAAAACCCUGUAAGCAGAUGAGGCCAAAUUAAACUUAGGACAGGCCCUAAGUUUAAUUUAGUUUAUAUGAUGAUCCAUUUUCCAGCUGUGAACCAACAUUGCUUCACAAUGUUGUUAUUUGCAUCAUAACAAAUUCUCAAGAGAACACAGUACAACAAAACAAUAAGAAUCAAUCCUUUAAAUCAAUGGGGGGAAAUAUUGAGACAUUUUGUUUUUGAAUAGAGAUUUGAACCCAUAUCGUCUCUGUUUAAUUCCUACACUACAAAAUUCCCUGACUGUGAACCCAGAUCUUAUGAACCAUCCUAGUUUGUAGUUUAGAUCCUUUAGAUAAGAAUGAGAAGGCCUCUCUUAUAGCCACUCCUUCUGCAACUGUUUUUACAAAGUACUUGCUGUCAUGUAUUCUAUCACAAACUAUACUGCCUGCACUACUAUAGAGUAUAUAUCAUUUUGGGAAUGGCCAGUCUACCAUAAUACUGAGUUUGUUUUCAAAGAAUUUGCUUUCCAAAAUCUGGUAUUGCGUCUGAAUAUAUAAGGCACAUAGAUAAAAUGUUUCCUGUUAUCAGUCUUAGGAUCCACUUCAUAUUCACACACACACAUAUAUUUCACAAAAGGUAGGUGGUCCUGCAGGAAAUGAAAAAGAAAAGUAAAUGUAUGAAUAAACAGGAAGUAAGUGUCUAGCUUGGGAGUGUAUAGAGUUAGGUUGAUUUAAAGCCAAUAUAGGGAUAGGGUUAUGAUAUUUGACUAUAAAUAUGCAGCAUCUUAUUUGGGGGAGGGGGGGAAUUCCAAAAAAUUGGCUUCAACAGAGCAGUUCUUGGUUUACUUACUUUAUAUAUAAUUUAGGAUCAGCUAAGCUCUCUCAUUAUGUAAAAGUGCUUUAUUUGAUAUGUAUGCCUGCUUUCCAUUAAAUCAUUUGUCCUUUCCAAAGAUUGUUUUGAGGUCUAUGACAUGAACAGUGAUGGAUAUAUUUCACGGGAGGAAAUGUUUCAUAUGCUGAAGAACAGCCUGCUAAAGCAGCCAUCGGAAGAAGAUCCUGAUGAAGGAAUUAAAGAUUUAGUAGAAAUAACUUUGAAGAAAAUGGCAAGUAUUGUAAUGUAAAUAUAUAGUUUCUCAUGCUUUUGUAGCUUUUGUGCUUGUAUCUAUAAUGUGCUCAUAUGAACUAUUGGUUUAUGGUAAGAGAAGCUCUGCACCCACAUUUUUACAGACGAAAAAGAAGCACAAAUUGAUUCAAUCUCUCUCAAGAAUACCUAAAAAGAUAAUUCAGCAGACCAUCUCCUGAGUAUACUAACUGGCAAUACCAGGUUGAAGUGCUUGCAAGAAUAGGAGCAAAGUACUUCUAAAGGCAUCAGCAAGGCAGAGAAACAUAUACAAUAGUAGCCAAAAGCAUUUCAUUAUACUAUGCUAGCAAGCUGACAGUACAUUUGUAUCUCUACUCAAAGUAAGCCCAUUGGGUUCAAUGAGGCUUACUCUCAGUUAAAUGUACGUGCAUCCUAAAUGCAACUGAAUUAACUAAAAAUACCUGCUUUUGCAGGACUAUGACCAUGACGGCAAACUCUCUUAUGCGGAUUUCGAAAACGCUGUGAGAGAUGAAAACCUCCUUUUAGAAGCAUUUGGACCAUGCUUACCUGAUAUAAAGGUAUUUAUGAAAUCUAUAAAUGCCAGAGUUGAUACAAUCAGAGGGAGGUGAAGUUUGUGGGCUGCCUAGUCAUGUUGUUACGGAUACUUUUCAGCUUGUGCAAUAUGCUGACACAAUCUGCUUGGAGAAACUGUUUAUUAGGCAUUUGCUUGAUUGUUGCCUAUCCUGGUUAUUGAGAUCCGCCAGACAUGCGCUGGGUUUGUAGAGGUAGUGAAUGUCUCCUUGAGAUGAUUUGGUUCCUGCUGCCCUUGAAGACGCACUAGUAGGAUCCCCUUUUAAAUAACCAAUUUUCUUGGGAGAACUACCACCUUGUUUUAAAUAUUCUAUUCUUGGGCAAGGUGGUGGUGCAUGUGACAGCUGGACAACUCCAGGCAGUACUGGAUAACGCUGUUAUUUAGAUCCAUUCCAAACAGUUUUUCUUCCUGGUUUUGGGAAGAACAGCCUUCGUUCUUCUGAAUAUAGGGGGGGACGGGACACAGCUUUAUCAGUUCUCUGCAACCUCAGAGGCUUGCAAUAUCAUAAACCAUAGUGUCAUUCUGGGUGGUUUGGCUGACCAGGUUUGACAUAGGUGGAAUGUAGCUGUGGUGACAAUGAUUCUCAGAGGCGUUGAGGGUGGGAUGCUAACCACCAUGGAUGGAAGUCUACAACUAGUUCUUGAUAGGGUUGCACUCCCCCCAAAGAACCAAGUUUGCAGUUUGGGACUACUGCUGGCCUCUGGGCAAAGUGAUUCAAAAGAAACACAAAUGCCUCCAAUUUCCCCCAAAUUACCACACUGUACUUAUAUAAAAACUUAAUAAAUGCUGUCCCAGAAGAAGUUGUAUGGAGCCUGAAGAACAUGUUCACAUUUCUACAAACUGUUUAACAGUUUGCAAACACUGUUAACACCUUUCUGUUUAGGUGCCUUGGGGGUCAUACUUGGCCAUGGCAUAGGGCUACAUUUCAAAAUACAGUAUUUUUAUAUUUUUUUAAAGUGUGAAAAAUCAGGAUAGAAAGAAGUUUGGUAUGGGUGUUUUGAGAAACACAAGCCCAGAAACUCCCAAGUAACACGAAAAAACUGGUGUUUUUUUUAAUUGAUGGGCACCUCGAGAACAAGUUGUGAUAUGACAUGGGAGUUUGCUGUUCACACUGGAAGGAGCAGAAAUCCCACUGGGCAUAGGCCAUAAUAAAGAUUCCUUGAUAUAAGAGAAAAAUAUUAAAAUUUUACUGUUAAAGUAUAGUGUUAAUAGUUUACGCUUCAGAGGUAUUUUAUAUUGUAUAAGACUAAUCAUAUAUUAAAUACUUAUUUUAAAAAACAUUCUCAUUUUACUUUACAGUGCAGAAUGGCAUUUGAAUCACAAGCAUUCCAAGAUAGUCCCGAUCUGUAG